AUGGAAAAUUUUGUUAAAAGUCUAAAAUUAAACCAUAAACUUCGUUAUCAAAAUUUAGAUUUUGUACAUACAGAACAGAACUUUGUAAGAGAUGAACCGUUAUUGGAAAGUUUUACUGAAAUACAAGUUUGCCAAUCGGAUCCAGAAGGAGAGAAUACAUGGAAUUUUGUAUCAUUAAAUUCCGACAAGAAUGAAAAUAAUAAUCCAGAAAUAAUAAAAAUUCUUAUCCCAAUUUUUAAAGUACAAUGUGCAAAACCUCAAGAUGAACUACUUGAAACCACUAAAGAAUUAUUUAUUUCGAUGGUAGUGUGGAUCGGCGGAUACUUAAUUAUUGAAAAGUAUCCUAAAGAUCUUUUAGAACUAAGUAAAUUGCAAAUGUGCAUAAAUUGGGCCAUAAGUAAUGUCAGGAAGAAGCAAGAUAUUUCGUUUGAAGAUUUUAAUAUUACUCUUAAUAUUAAAAAUUCAAAAGAUGAUGUUAUUAAUAACAUGAAAGAAUUGUCUGAUUAUAUCGAACAACUAUAUAACUUUAAAUAUAUUUCCGUAAUCGCAUACGAGAAAGUCAUUUCCCUCUCUGGUCAUGAUAAAGAUCAUAAGAUCUUGAUACCAAAAAUUUCCAAACAUAAAAUAAUCGGUAUGGAUAAAUGGUUGCAAGGCAAUAUACUUUUGAAUAUCCCACGUUGGAUUAAAAAUUAUAAAUUGAAUCAUGGACUAGUAAUAUCUUACAACGGAGUAACUAUCAGUGAAAAACCCGCGAUAGGAAUUUCAAUAUCAUCAAUUAAAAAGGUUCAAAAAACCAAAAAGGAAUAUUUUGGUGAGGUCGAAUCAUCAUCAAGUACCGAUAUUCAAUAUCGUUAUAGAAUCGUUAAUGAACAACUUGAAUUUACUUUAUCUAAUAAAUUUGAAUUAACUGCAAAGUUUGAAGAAGCCGUUGAAGAUGCAUUAAAUUCUGAAUCGGCAUAUGAUGAAUUGACUAAAAUUUUUUCAAAGUACGGUCAUGUAAUUUGUCAAAAAUUCACCAUAGGAAAAAUAAUAAAUAUUUUAUCGAAUAAAGAUGGUUUAACAAAUGAAGACAAUUCAAAGGAACCAAUUGAAAGAAGUACUCAUGUUAACGUCUCAGAUGCUUGGUCUAAAUAUGUUUUCGAACAUCCUGAUUUAUGGUGCGUAGUGGAUCGAUACGGAAUGAUUCCUAUUACAAAGUUUCUUAAAAAAGAAAUGCAGCAAAAAAUUAAAUCAAUAGAGGAAGAAAAUAGACGAAUAAUAGAUUGUUCUAUUACUAUUUUUAAACCUAAAAAAGAACGAAAUAUAAUGCUAAAUUUGAAAUUUGCCGAAACUGAAUGUGACAUGGCUCAGUAUGUCGCCGAGACAGUCAUUAAGAAUAAACCUGACAAUGGAGUACGAAUUAAUGGAAGAAGAAGAAGUAUUUUUGAAAGGUUUUUAAAUAUCACACAUCCAAAUAAGGAAUAUUAUUUGGAAAAUAAUGCUUUUGAAUGUAUAAUUAAAGAUGAGCAAAAUGAGGCCAAACACGUAGAAAACUAUUUGGAACCUGUCUUACUUGAAAUCAUUCUUGACGAUAAGCUUAAUUCAACCUUUCUCGCCUUUCUCUCAAUGUCC
Messenger RNA from Dentiscutata erythropus, 1611 nucleotides. The record is from the annotation of a GenBank genome assembly. NCBI's taxonomy places the organism in Eukaryota, Fungi, Glomeromycota, Glomeromycetes, Diversisporales, Gigasporaceae.